This is a messenger RNA of Bufo gargarizans (Asiatic toad), 6801 nucleotides long. It is a transcript of the gene PRR14L, whose product is annotated as proline rich 14 like. The record is from RefSeq and is a predicted model, not a curated record. NCBI's taxonomy places the organism in Eukaryota, Metazoa, Chordata, Amphibia, Anura, Bufonidae. The coding region runs from base 142 to 5664 and encodes 1840 amino acids. The transcript is spliced from 9 exons.
GUGAGGUAAUUGGUUGUUCGGGAGGAGAUUCUGACCGAGCCAUGGAGCGGCUGAGAAAGUGAGAGCGAGAGGCAGGAUGGGAGGAGUGAGAGCCGGGCACCUGCAGGCAGCUUGGCAGACUGCCCUUCAACCUCACAUAUCAUGAUGUUGGAACUAGAUGUUCUGGAGCAGAGACAUCUGAACCCUCUUGAAUCGUCUCUGAGCAGGACUGUCCCUCACAGGUGGUCUGGACUACAUGUUCCCUUCAUCCAUGAGCUCCAGAUUGGUCCUGAUCCUACAUCAGACCCGGGUAACCUGGAUCAGAUAGCUCUGCAUGUUAAUGUGCAAGAGGCACACUGCUCACUAACAGAAAUCAGCGAGGACACCAAGAUUAUUCCAGAGCUUCUCUUUUGUGCUAGAAAAAAGGACACCAGAGAGCAGUUUACUGUGAACUCUGCUGUAAUGUUGGACACUGUGGAGAAAGUGAGCCCAAUGGAGAUCUGUGAUUCUGCUCCAAGCAUGAUGAACCAAGAAUCAGGUGAAUCUUCAAACUUGCAGAUCAGAGAAGACUUCCUUGAGAUCAGCAUCGCACAUGACCAUACCAAUCAGCUCAAUAUGAGAGAUGGUCAUAAUGCGAGUGAUCCUAGGAGGAUAAAUGCUAAAACUGCAGGUAUGGAAGUCAUGGGCACUGGGGCAGUUUUACAGUCAGAGCAGAGUGAGAGCGUGGGUAAUCUGGCGAAUGAACCUCACGGAAAUGAGCACCCAGACCUGGAGAUGUCUAACUCUGUCAAUGUUUUACCAGAAAUGAGCAGUACAGCAGCUACAGAGACCCACACGUCAUCAAUAGAGGGGUCUCCUGGAGGAUUGCUUUCCCAUGAAUGUACUGCAUUAAUGUCCUCAAGUCCCAAAUGCACAGCCUAUAACACAGGAGAUUUUGUAAAGUGCCUUGAGGUUGAACACUUGCCACAUCUUCAGAGUACAUCAGCCCAGAGAACUUUUCAACCUGUUGAUUUUCCAAAAGCCCCUACAAGUUUUCACAAAGCAUCAGUUUGCAAAGAGCAGGGAUUUUCUUGCAUAAAUGAAGUCAGGUCUGCAAUUUGCCUUUUGAAACCAAAUUCAGCUGAUGAUAUAAAUGGACCACAAGAAAAUGAGCCAGAGGAUAAGGACUUAGACAUGAGCAUUGAGUCUGGUAAACAAGAAACUGUGACCACCUCACCCAAUGAAAAACAGAAUGACAUCUCAAUCGCAUAUCCUUCCAAAACCACUUCUGCAGAGACUGAAAGCACAACACUCCAAGAUAGUCAGUCUGACACCUCAAAUGUUGGCUUGCAGUUAUAUGAUAAAUUUGUCAUUGAAAAUGAUAGUACAUCACCAGGGACCUUAGAAGAUGAUCUCUCUUUCAAAUCACAUCUUCCACCUUGCUUAGAAAAUGUGACUAGUGCCAAAACACUUGACACUGAAGAAUGUUCUUCUUCCUCUAGCAUGAGUGAUUGUAACACCCCUCUCAGUGAUGGCACUCCUGAUUGUCAAAAAUAUACAUGUGCCAAUAAAUUGGAAGAUGGUUCAGAUUCAAGUUCACACAGUACAUUGUGUCCAGAUGCACUGGCAAACUUAUGCAGGGACCCUUCAUACGCAAGGUCUGCAAGAAGCUCUUUAGUUGAUUGCAUUAAAACCUCUUACAUUGACUGUAACUCUCAUAACAGGGAUACCGAGCCGGGUGGGGAAACUGAAGAACAAUUUAUGUCUGUAGCCCCAGAGACCAAUUUAAAUUCUUAUUUUCUGCCCGUGAAGACCGAAGACAAUCAAUGCAGCAUUGCACAGACUGACCAGUUACCUCUGUCAGACACCACUGGGAAACGGGGGCUUUGUGACAAUAUACCAGCGGUAGUAGAUGACACACCCACAUCCCUUAAAAUUGCUGAAGAUUCUCACAGUUUAGUUGACUCAGAAGUAUCACAUUUUGAAUUAAAUGAUUCAAACACUGUUUUUCAUAAGAUCCCCAACUCUGACCAGUCUAUGACUCCUCCUCACAUGCAAUCAAAUUUACUAGUAGAAAUGAAAGACACAGUCUUGACCUCGAAUUACCUGACAGUACCUUGUCGGACCGUAGGCUACCGUACUGACGAAACGCCAUCAUAUGCUCUUGUACCUUAUGUAGAUAUUUGGGAUUCUUUCUCAAAGUCUGAAAUAAAUUCACUGUCAUCCUUGAGGAAGCCCAUAAAUGUUAUCAACAAAACAUGUCAAUCCCAAGAAUUUAAGAAAGAUGCAGAUGAAUUGAAAGGCAGUGUUAAAGAAGGCACCCUCUUGGAAGAACCAGCUGAUGUUUCUAUGGAAGACGACUGUAUGCUUAACGCAUUCAAGAACCCAGUAGAUGGUUUGAACCUUUAUAGCGGUAAAUAUAAAGAGGGGCCAGUUGUAGAUGCAUUUAUCAAAAUGGGUACACUGUUGGCACAAGAAGUUACGUGCGAUGUCUCAUUAAAUUCAUUUACGUGCCAUAGUAUUAAAAUGUUUGAAAACAGAGCAUCCAGUAUACCCCCCACCAUCAACCAGUUAGACAUGUGUCGUUUUACUUCUGCUGCUUUAUGUGACUCUUCUGUAGCUUUAGAUGCGAAUAAUAUGCCUGUAUUCCCUCAAUUAGGUGAUAAUAGACGUGCAAAUGUAUGCUUCCUAAAAGAAAAGUGUGCGCAUCACUUGUCUUUGUCCCAUCAGCACCUUGAUGACUGUUCUGCUUUACCAUUACCCACUUCUUCACCGAUCUCAAAGGUAGCCCUGAAUGAGAGUAAGAACAGCCUGAGUGAAGUGUUAGACAGCUCACGACUGCAUGUUACUGAUCCAUCAGUGCCGUUACUGGAUGGUCUAGGUAAAUCUCUUUCACUAAUACAAGAUGCAGAACUCGGUGCCACUCUUAAAGAGACUUUUAAAGCUUCAGACUCUGUACAGAUUUUGGCAGCAGAUAUAAAUGGUCCUGCACAAAGUGUGCGACUGGCUGUUUUAGGAGAGAACAGAAGCCCACUUAUGCUGCAUGUGGAGAAAUGUUUGACACGUGUGGAAAAGCCCUCUCCGGUGAAAUCCGUUGUUUCCAUUAAAACUAAAGCCACACGAGUCAAGUCCCGGAGAAAUGUGUUAAAUGCAGAAAUUAAAAUUCAUGAAAAGUUAUUGAUGGAAUGCCAGUCAUUAAGAGAGAGAACUGGACAAUCUGCGGGUUGCCAGGUGAAGAUGAGAGGUACCGCAGAAAACUGGAAGCAGUAUAAUUUGAGACCUGCACCUCAAAGCCUUAAUUGUUCUACAUCACAGGAAGCAAAAAGACCAAAGAUUUUUCAUGUAAAAGAUGUUCUACCUGUCAAUUCUGGCCCGUUGACCUGUGUCGACAAGUUUUCUCAGAAGUCAGAAAGCCACUGCCUCUCUCAGCCUAGACAAGCUUGUAACAGAAAGGAAACUCCAAAUGACGUCAGACGCAGCUCUUUGGACACAAACAUCUCUGUGAAGAGGCAGCCACACAGAAAAUGUAAGAGCUUCGUCACCCGAGAAACCUUACCGAUAGACAUCAAGGCUCAGACCUGCAAGAGUUUCCCAGUUUUAAAAACGCACAAUUCCCAUGAUAUUAAUGUUGGCUAUAGAUCCUUUCCAGCAAAACAUGUAGCUUUAAAUCUGACUUCUAAGCUUCAUUAUUCCAAACCGACCAAGGGAGGUGCUUUAAGGCCUACACAUUUACUGAAAUCCAACCAAGAUCAGAUGUUACUAACCAAAUUAUCAAAAAUUGCUAAUAGACUGACUACUCCAUCCAAAGCGGAAACCUUCUCCAACAACUUGAAAGUUAUUCCUUUUCGUGGCGUGAAGAUUCAGGCAAGAAAACUGCUGAAUGUCUUUUCAUGUGUCCGUAUGAGAAUGAACUUCCAGCCAGGGCAAAUUGGGCAAGAUAAUGUGUGCCUUACAUCAAGUAGAGACCGCCUUGUUUCUCAGUCUAUGAAUCUUUACCCAAAAGCUUACUUUAGUGGUCUAGGUGAUGCUUUUUCUUUAAACACUUGUGAUAAUUUAACAUUCCCUGUCUCUUUUCAUGUAAAUGUAGAUCCUAGCUGUUUGUCAGACUUUCUAAAAUUCAACCCCCCAGACUUUAUUUUAAGAAGUCCUCGGACUACUGCUCAGUCAUCAGAACUUUCCGAAUGGACACUGUCCCUUUUCCUUUCGUCCCACGUGCCAGCAGACACUGAAAAUAUUCACCUCCUCACACAGUGGAACCCAGAGUUUAGGUCUUUAGAAUCGAGUUCAGAGUCCAACCAUACAAGAAAAGCUUUCAGAAAGUCUGGAUGCUCGAUGCUUGGCCUUCACACUGUACUUGCACUUUCAUCUCCUGGAUGUUACAGGUUGUGGACUAGGAGAAGGAAUCUGGGAAGUCGAAUUCCCACCGUCCAAAAACUUUUUGUAACACAGUUUGCACAUGGACUUAAGGGAUCACAGCCACAGUUUUUAAGAGCAAAAGACCAAUUUUCCUCAUUAGCAUUUUCACUAGGUCGUGUUCUCUCUACUUGGAGUCAACAUGGCUUGUCUACCUACUCUUCUGACUGUGCCAACACACAUCCAAACUGCAGUGUAUUGCUGCCAAGCCAGAGCAGCAACAGCAUCAGUGUAUGUAGAAGUCCAAAUGCAUUGGUUUGUGUUCCUCAGCUGCCCCUGAACACUAUUUCUCAAUUGAAUACAUACAGUUUACCUGUUCAGAACUUCAAUUUAAAUCUGAAACCGAGCAUAUGUCUUCAAGAAUAUCUAGGACUUCCAUUUCGUUUGUCCGCUCAACAGAAGGAUGAUCCGAGAUCCCUCUGGUAUUCUUCUCCGUACAAGAAUGAUGUAGAAUUGUCAAACUGUUCUUUCAGACAAGAGGAAGUCCCUAAGCAUUCCUUCAUUUUUUCUAGUGUGAAAAAGAGAAACUUAAAUCUGCCACUUGAUCCCUCUACUCAGCACAAAAAUAAUCUAGAACGUCCACUUGGUUUGUCUUCUCUGAAACAUAAUUUGAAGGCUGUAGUAAACACCUCUUUACUGAAAGAUCAGAACCCUACAGUUUGCUUAGACUCUCAUUGUGAUGGACACAUUCGGAAAGAUGCUGCUGUGGAUCUUCCUUGCCCUGAGUCACCACCUAAGGGCCAGGCAUGUCCUUUUGAGCAGAGAGAGAAUAUGUUCCUUCCCAGCACACAAAGUCAGAAAGAGGACCUGGGAAAUGAGAAGGGAGCCUUUGAAAGGAGGCCUCAACGAGUCUCUCAAAUUCGAAUCAGAAAAACUAUUCCCAAACCAGAUCCAAAUCUGACGCCAAUGGGUCUCCCAAAACCAAAAAGGGUAAACAAGAAAGAGUUCAGCUUGGAGGAUAUUUACACCAACAAGAAUUACAAGUCUCCACCACCAGCUCGUAGCCUUGAAACAAUAUUUGAAGAACCCAAAGAGAAGAAUGGGGUCUUAAUAUCUGUCUCCCAGCAAAAGCGGAAACGUAUCCUGGAGUUUAGAGACUGCACAGUCCCAAGAAUCAAGCGACCAAAAGGCAAAGUGAAAGUAAUGGCUAGCUGCAAGAGGGGCAGGAAAGCUGCCAUGGAGGGUGUACAGCUUGAUGCACUUCUGAUACAGAAACUCAUGGACCUAGACAGCUGUCUGAUGGAGGAAGAAGCAAUGGAAAGUGAUUCAGUAGUUUCUAAAAUGCCAAGCUGAUACCAACUGGCCAUCCUAAUAAAUGUUUAGUUUGUUCAGUUAAACUAAUAGUUGUUUUCCAACCAUGCUCUGGAAUUUGAUAUUAAGUUGGACAGGUUAGUGGAUUUCUGCCACGGAAAGACUAAAGGCAUUCUAAGAUUUUCACAAAAUAUUAUUAUGGUCUGUUUUUGACCUCACCAAAGGAGCACAUGAUCUGAGCUUUGGCAUCAGGAAAUGGGAUUUAAGUUAAGGGAGUUGCAUGUUUGCUUGAGACGUAGAUCUUUACUGAUCUUUCAGAUGGUCAUAAAAAAACCAUCUAAACCCUGCACUGGAAAGUGAAGAAUAGCAUUAAUGCACUUAAAUAAUAUUGACUAUAUUUAUAAAUAUAUAUAUAUUCAUAGUUGUAAUGAAAAGGAAAACUGAUUUUAGCAUUUUCAAGUUCUAAUCAGGUUAAUAAGCUGUUGCUUGAUGCAGGUUUGUUCUUCCUCCUAUGUAAUUAACUGCACAUAUGCUGCACUGUUUUUGCGCAGUGCUGGUAAUUAUCGGUUUUGGUCAAUGAUUCCUAAAGGUACUUUUUAAUUUAUUUUUACCAUAAUUCUCACAAUACUGGCUUAUUAUGCUCCAUUAUAUCCUAGCUAAUUCAAAAACGUCUUGUGCCUUGCAAGUUACUGUGAUAAAACCGUGUUUGAGACUUAAGGCUUUAAUCUAGAUAACUGGCUUUUAAUUUAUGAUGGAAAUUCCACAGCACUCCCAUAAGUUGUAGUUAAAAAAAAUGUGUUCUUUAAUCACCUCUCACUGGGACUUUUAUUCAAGCAGUGAUGGUUUUUAAUUUAGCUCUGACCUCAGAAAAUCACUUCUGAUUUGGCUUAUAUUUAUAUGCAGCUUUCUAGCUAUGGUCCCAGUAGAUUAUCCAGGCUCAUUCAAUAGUUUACAUACACACUGCAGUUUUUCUAAACCGUGGUCAUGAUCAAUGUGCAAACAUUGCUGGCUGCUCUUGUAAGGGUUAAUGGUAUUUCUCAACUUCUGUGUGGUAGUGAUAAGCAGCUUGUGCUCUGCUGUGUUACUUGGACCCUACGUUUCUGUGAAUUACAGAUAAGGUUUUUUUUUUGUUUUGUUUUUUAAGUUAUAAAACUUUAAUAAACACCAGUUCUCACGAAA